Molecule: messenger RNA, 363 nt
Organism: Melampsora larici-populina 98AG31
Lineage: Eukaryota; Fungi; Basidiomycota; Pucciniomycetes; Pucciniales; Melampsoraceae
Exons: 2
Coding region: 1-363 (120 amino acids)
Source: RefSeq, a predicted model, not a curated record
AUGUCCCAGUGCUUGAUUUCAUUUCGACUUUCAAAAACUCGAAACACAAAUGAAGCGUUCAGAAGAGCCAAGAUACCGGCUUCUGAUCUCGGUUCGAAACUUUGUCAAAUGUGGUUUGGACGUGAAUGGGAAGGCAAAGAUGCGGCUUGGCUUGCUUCGACUCUACCGAUGCAAGCAUACUACAUGACUGUACGUCGUCUCAUCAUGGGAGCACCGCAUGGGAGCUACGUAUUUAAUCUACCUGUUAGAGGAUAUGAGGGGAGGCAAAUUGAGAUGUUUUGGAGUCUUUGCAGAGUUGAAUAUGACAAAUCCGAGGCGGCAGGUACCUACACUGGUACAUACCGAGAUAAGACACGUUUCUGA